This is a messenger RNA of Gadus chalcogrammus (walleye pollock), 2338 nucleotides long. It is a transcript of the gene cntfr, whose product is annotated as ciliary neurotrophic factor receptor. Gene Ontology annotation, molecular function: cytokine receptor activity; cytokine binding. Bases 375 to 1463 code for a protein of 362 amino acids. Gene Ontology annotation, biological process: cytokine-mediated signaling pathway. Gene Ontology annotation, cellular component: membrane; external side of plasma membrane; signaling receptor complex. Lineage: Eukaryota; Metazoa; Chordata; Actinopteri; Gadiformes; Gadidae. The record is from RefSeq and is a predicted model, not a curated record. The transcript has 11 exons.
AGACGCACACACUCUCUAUCUCUCUCCCUCCUCUCUCUUGCUGUCUUUGCGUCUCUCUCUCUCUGUCUCUCUCUCACUCACACACAAACACACACAAACACACACACACACACACACACACACACACACACACACACACACACACACACACACACGCACACGCACACGCACACAACCACGCGCGCGCGGGCGGGCGCGCUCUCAGUGGUUGACGGGUUCUCAGCUCGCGGUGCAGACGGCAGCUCGCUUGCGGAGUGACAGUGUUCCUCACGAGCUUCUAGCGGAGGAAGAGGAGGUGGAAGAGGAGGAGGAAGAGGAGGACAACACGAGCCCAAGCCACUUCAAGAGGACAGUCUCAAGCCAACCACUGCAAGAUGGCUAACCUGGGUACAUCUCUGUGUUGUGUGGUUCUGGCGGCGGUGGUGGUGGCGUACGCUCAGAGACGCAGCCAACUGGUGGCCAGGAACCAGUACGAGCGGAUGGGUAGCGAUGUCACGAUGAAGUGCGGUUUCCUUGAAGACGAUGCGUCGGUGUCGUGGAAGGUGAACGGCACGGAUGUGCGUGCGCGGCACCGCCUGGACGGGCCGCGGCUGGUCCUCACCCAUGUGGAUCUUGGACACAACGGCCUCUACAGCUGCUUCCAGAACCCUCUAGGGGAGCGCAGGGACACCAUCAUCCUCCGCAUCGGCACAAUCCCCAGAGAGCCUGUGGUGAGCUGCAGGUCCAACACCUACCCUAAAGGCUUCUACUGCAGCUGGCAUCUCCUCCCCCCCACCAAUAUCCCCACCGAGUUCCAGGUGGAGGUCCAACAUAACAUGCGUGUUCUGGACGUACAGAAGGACCACGUCCAUAAGUACAAGAUCCAUGUGCUGUUCCCAGAGGUGUUCUCCAGCUUCCCCUACCGGGUCAACGUGACCGCCACCAACGCUCUCGGCUCCGCCUCCUACGCCAUCUCCUUCGAGGAGUCCAGCAUAGUGAAACCGGACCCCCCCGAGCGCGUGGUGGCGACCCCCAUCCCCAGCAACGUGCGGCGGCUCGAGGUGUCGUGGACCAGCCCCUCCAGCUGGCCAGAGGUGGACUCCUUCCCCCUCAAGUACUUCCUGCGCUACCGGCCCCUCAUUAAGGACCAGUGGCAGCACGUGGAGCUGUCAGAAAGCACCUCCCACACCAUCACAGACGCCAUUGCUGGGAAAGAGUACAUCAUCCAGGUGGCGGCGAAGGACACAGAGAUCGGGACGUGGAGCGACUGGAGCGUGGCGGUGCACGCCACGCCCUGGAUGGACCAGCCCAAACAGAUCACCUCCACCACCGACACCAGCGAGCCCCUCCUGGAGACAAAGCCCUCCCCCCAGCCUGCAUCCGCUUUGCCACGUCAUGUUGGAACUCCGGUGGGCGGAGCUUACAUACCACUCCCCUUCUCCACCCCCCUGCUGGUGGGGGCGGUGCUACUGCUAUCCAUGUGAUGGAGACGCUGAGAUACUGGAGGAGGAGGAGGAGGAGAAGGAGGAGGAGGAGAAGCGAUUGAGGGAGAGGCUGAGGAAGAGGAGAAGUAUGAGAGGAGAUGAGGGGGAAACAAGGAGAAGAGGAGGUCACAUGGAGGAGAGAGGAGGAGGUACAGAGAGCCGAAGGAUGAGCAGAGAGGAGACUGUUGUUUCUAUGUUGCGUGCGUGAAGAAUAAAGUGUAGUCAUUCUUACUCAUCGCUCCUCAACACCGAGACGUAGACGCCAGGCUGGGAGGACUUGGGUUAACAAAAUAAAGGAGCCGAGACAGCGCCGCUCCACUGCUGCCACCUGGAGGCCAAAGCCUGCAGGACGUCUGGGGGACGGACCCGUCUCCUCACCUGCCCCUACACACAUCGCUAGUCUUCAUUUAGCACUCUUUUUUUAAACAUUGCAGCACUAUAUAUAUAUACACAUAUACACAUAUAUAUGUAUAUAUAUAUCAAGUGUUUGUGUAUCCGUGUACACAUAUAUAUAUGUUUAUAUAUUUGUGUAUAUAUAUAUAUGUAUGCGUAUGCGUGUAUACGUGUGUGUAUGUGUGUUUGUGUGUAUAUAUAAAUGUAUUUCGAGGCUAGAGGAAGCGUGACUGUAGCGGCCCCCUUCAUGCCAAAGACUCCUGUUCCCACACACACUCACACACACACACAGACAUACACACACACACAAAAACACAGAAGCAAACACACAUACACACUACCACACUCACAUAAACACAUAAUCACACACACACUUACACACUACCACACUCACAUAAACACAUAAUCACACACACACACACACACACACACACACACACACACACACACACACACACACACACACACACACACUUGCACAC